AUGCACAAUUUCCUAGAUGACAUUGACAAUUUCCAAGAGCAAACUCUAAAGAUAUUUCUUGACAUGGGGUUUGAUUCAUUCAUGCUUGUCUUUCCUAAUGCCGAACAGAAUGAGAAGGAUAUCGCUAUCUAUGUUGAAGGGGGUUUUGAGAUUUCUACAAAAGGAAAUUUCAAAAAAGUUCUUGCAAAGAAAGAUCCAGAGGGCUUCUUUAAAGGGUUGAAAGGCCUCUCUCGGGACCGUAGACCCAAAGUUUUUCCGGCAUCGGAGCCUAGUGAGUUAUCAGCGGUGAAUGGCUUCUUUAAAGGGUUGAAAGGCCUCUCUCGGGACCGUAGACCCAAAGUUUUUCCGGCAUCGGAGCCUAGUGAGUUAUCAGCGGUGAAUGUUGCCAAAAUUCAGGAACACUAUAAAUUUCCUAACAAGUCUAUGGCAGAAUUGCCUCCUUCAACUAUUCAAUAUAAUACCCUCAUUCUGGACAAGACUAUCCUUGGAAGGGAUGGAUCCCCCGAGCUGAUUUUCGAUUUUGCCUCACCUCUUAAGGGCUGGUGUCGUAGGUUCUUCUUCGUGUCUGGAAGAGCUUGGGAAUUCGACAAAGGAGAUCUCUUUGACAUCCGAAGGGAUGGAUCCCCCAAGCUGAUUUUCGAUUUUGCCUCACCUCUUAAGGGCUGGUGCCGUAGGUUCUUCUUCGUGUCUGGAAGAGCUUGGGAAUUCGACAAAGGGGAUCUCUUUGACAUCCGUGUGCCACUUAUGUCAACAGUCCCAGGAAUUUAG
Ilex paraguariensis (yerba mate) is the source of this 768-nucleotide messenger RNA. The record is from the annotation of a GenBank genome assembly. NCBI's taxonomy places the organism in Eukaryota, Viridiplantae, Streptophyta, Magnoliopsida, Aquifoliales, Aquifoliaceae.